CCUGAGUCUGAGGCAUAAGGUCGCUUUAAGAGAUAUCUCAGUUCCUAUCAGAGAUCCUGGCAGGACGCCUCCUACCUUCUGCUCGACCGAACAGCUGAGCUGGUGUCUCACCUGACGCAAAGCAGCGCUGCGAGUCCGGCACGAGAACAUCUCGGAGCGCGGUGAGAACACACGGUGGUCCAUCGGAGUCCUCCACCUGUCCGGAGCCUGCCGUCUCCAUGCGAGCAGAUACACAGCUGCAGACAGACAGACAGUGGAUCCAGGACAUCUGCAGACAGACAGGCAGACAGACAGUGGAUCCAGGACAGCUGCAGACACAGAGGGCAGCGAAUGAAGACUGAAAUUAAGGAUGAAGGGAAAGCUGUAAGAAAAUGCAGAUGAUACUCAUGAAGUAAUUAUAGCAGGUGUGACAUAAUAAAUUAGUUCCAUUUGUCCCGCGGCCUUUGAAGGGAGCCCAGGAACACCACCAUGGAGCUGCAGCACAACACCAAUCACAACCACGCCUUGUGGAAAGAGAUACCGUGGGACUCCAGCGAGGACUGCUCCCUCUCAGUGAGUGGCACCACUUUUCUCAUCGUUGCUUACAGUACAGUUAUGGCGGUGGGUCUCAUUGGGAACUCUUGCCUGGUGUUUGUCAUCACGCGGCACAAGGAGAUGCGCAACGUCACCAACGUCUUCAUCGCCAACCUGUCCUGUUCUGACAUCCUCAUGUGCAUUGUAUGCCUGCCAGUGACUAUUAUCUACACACUGAUGGACCGCUGGAUCCUAGGAGACAUCCUCUGUAAGCUCACGCCCUUCAUCCAGUGUAUAUCAGUCACUGUUUCCAUCUUUUCCCUCGUCCUCAUCGCCAUGGAGCGCUACCAGCUCAUUGUGCACCCGACUGGAUGGAAGCCCAUGGUGGGCCAGUCCUACUUGGCCGUGGCUGUCACCUGGAUUGUGGCGUGCCUAAUCUCGGUGCCUUUCCUCUCGUACAGCGUACUCACCUCGCCUUUCCAGAAUCUGAGCCUCCCCUUCCCAGACAGCAACCACCUUGUUUGCAUGGAGCAGUGGCCAUCGGUUCAAGAACGGCGAGCUUACACCACCUCCCUGCUCGUCUUCCAGUACAUCCUUCCUCUCGCCCUCGUCAUGCUCUGCUACCUGCACGUCUACCUGCGCCUCAGGAGGAGGAAGGACUUGGUGGAGCGUGGCAGGAACACCACUCGAAAGAAAAACAAAGGCGCUACGAGGAUCAACGCCAUGCUAAUCACCAUAGUGGUGGCGUUCGCACUCUCCUGGCUCCCUCUCAAUGUCUUCAACACGGUGUUUGACUGGAACCACGAGGCCAUCCCGUCCUGUGGACAUGACAUCAUUUUCUCAUUCUGCCACCUCACGGCCAUGGCCUCCACCUGCAUCAACCCCAUCAUCUACGGUUUCCUCAACAGCAAUUUCCAGAAACAGCUCAAGUCCACCUUGUUGCGCUGUCGCUGCUGGGGCGUGACGGAGAGGUACGAGAGCGUCCCGCUCUCCACUGUCAGCACAGAGGUCACCAAGGGGUCAAUUUUGAGUAAUGGAUCUAUCAGCACCAAUACUUAGAAGGAAGCGUUUUCAGUGCAAGACAAAGAGACUUGUGGGGGCCUCUUCAGACCUCAUUCUGUCAUCCUUUGGAGCUUUUCUUGCUUUGUUGCGUUCGGUUGACAUUAACGAAGUUAUAAACCUCACAACAGCAGUCCAGAGAGAGACGACUGAAGACAGUUAACCAACAUGGCGCUAUGCCAUCGAUUCAGUAUGAGUUCACAUGUAAGAGGAAGUAGAUAACAAAUUGAUGGUGCAAAGGUUUGCAAAGUAGUGUAGGGCGGCUGAAGGCACUUUAAAUGAGCACUUUUCAACUAUAGUCUGUAUAGUCCAUUCCGCAUGUGCUGUGGGCACAUACGAAGGAAGAGAUAGCUUUUAAUCUGGUAAACAUCUGUCUUUAUAAAGCCCUGGGAUCUACUCAGAUAGUCACGUUUCAUUGAAUAUCAGCUGUGUAGGGGUUGCUUUUCACACUUUACCUGCUUUAAAUGUAAAUAAUCGAACCACCAGAGGCGUGUGAAGGGACAAAGGUUCCUUCACAAAUGUUCUUUUCAAUGUUGCUGUUUUAUAUUAAUAGUAUUGAUGACAUAUUAAGAGAUUGUAAAAUGUGACGUGCUAAUGAUUAUCGACAGAGUAGCUUAUUACAGUACAUAACUGAAGGAGAGAACAUUAGUGCAUUCAAUGUGCCUCCAGGCGUCCACUGAGACGAUUUACUCGCAUCAUCCUAAUGCAUUUCUUAUUACCUAAAAUCACCACACAAUGUAAUGGUCUUUUACAGAGAACCUUGUCAAGAGUUAUAGAUACUGUAUAUAUCCACGCUGUCCACCAAGGUCUCCAGUAUAUUCUGCGUGUGGGAUGUUUUUUGCUCAUAAAAUGUGCCAUUCAACAACCAUAUAUCAAGUGCCAUAAAACAAAAUAAAAGAGGCAGUAAAGGACGUUGUCAGAGCGGUGGUUCUUCUGCUGUAUAUAGCAUUACUAAGUACAUGUAUGGCCUGUAAAAGAUGUGACACAGUUAUAGUUUAUGGCGUGGUGGGGAAUAAAGAGCAGUGUGUAGCAUAGCAGAUCUCUUACAUGUUGUAAGUCGCUUUGUGUUAUUGAAUUAAAACAUUUACUAUCUACUAUCUCUAAUCAUAACGUCUAUGUUGUAAUAUUUGAUUUUGACGAGUUGACUUGUGCAGAGAAGAAGAUAACUUGCAGAGAUUACCUCAACAGCUUCCUGAUAACAUUGGCAACAUA
Messenger RNA from Cottoperca gobio, 2784 nucleotides. RefSeq names its product neuropeptide Y receptor Y8b (gene npy8br). The record is from RefSeq and is a predicted model, not a curated record. Gene Ontology annotation, cellular component: neuron projection; plasma membrane. Gene Ontology annotation, molecular function: neuropeptide binding; neuropeptide Y receptor activity. NCBI's taxonomy places the organism in Eukaryota, Metazoa, Chordata, Actinopteri, Perciformes, Bovichtidae. Gene Ontology annotation, biological process: G protein-coupled receptor signaling pathway. The transcript is spliced from 3 exons. The coding region runs from base 469 to 1572 and encodes 367 amino acids.